Messenger RNA from Melopsittacus undulatus (budgerigar), 1821 nucleotides. RefSeq names its product UDP-glucuronosyltransferase 1-1-like. The coding region runs from base 1 to 1575 and encodes 524 amino acids. The transcript is spliced from 5 exons. Lineage: Eukaryota; Metazoa; Chordata; Aves; Psittaciformes; Psittaculidae. Gene Ontology annotation, molecular function: UDP-glycosyltransferase activity. The record is from RefSeq and is a predicted model, not a curated record.
AUGCUGGUGGCAGUGCUGCUCCUCUUCUUGUGCUGCCUGAGUCCUGCCGCUGCUGGGAAGCUGCUGGUGAUCCCUAUGGAGGGCAGCCACUGGCUCAGUAUGAAGCAAGUGCUGGCUGAGCUAAACAAGAAAGGGCAUGAAAUAGUUGUUAUUGUACCAGAGAGCAAAAUGCUGAUUGAUUCCUCGGGGACAUAUGAAAUGAGAAGUUAUCCUGUACCUUUCAAAAAGGAAGAGAUGGAAGAAAUUUUGCACUCCCUUGGUGAAAACACUUUUAGCAACGACUCUUUCCCGACCAGGUUUAUGAAUACUUGGAAUAACUUCCAACAGAGCUCUGCCAUAUUUCAAGCUUCAUGCAGGGCCUUACUGUAUAACAAAGAGAUGAUGAAAUACAUUGAAGAAAGUAAAUUUGAUAUCGUCUUUACAGAUCCUCUGACACCCUGUGGACAGAUAAUUGCCUUGAAAUUUUCUAUCCCUUCUGUUUUCUUCUUGCGGGGCAUGCCAUGCGCUAUGGACUUGCACGCUGCUCAGGCGCCAGACCCACCGUCCUAUGUCCCACGCAUAUUCUCAGCCAAUACAGACCACAUGACAUUCUCUCAGAGAGUGAAGAACUUCCUGAUAACCCUUUCAGAGUCUUUCACCUGCAGUAUGAUCUUCUCAGGAUUCGAAACCCUGGCCUCAGACUUCCUCCAAAAGCCAAUGACAAUUACGCAGCUUUUAAGCCAUGGAUCCAUUUGGCUGAAAAGACUUGACUUUGUCUUCGACUAUCCUAUGCCUAUAAUGCCCAAUAUGAUUUUUAUUGGAGGCAUAAACUGUGGCCAGAAGAAACCAUUAUCUCAGGAAUUCGAAGCUAUUGUGAAUGCCUCUGGAGAACAUGGCAUUAUUGUCUUUUCCCUGGGCUCCAUGGUCUCUGAGAUCCCUAUAAAGAAAGCCAAAGAAAUUGCAGAUGCCUUGGGAACAGUCCCUCAGACGGUUUUGUGGCGAUACACAGGAAAGGUGCCCCCCAACAUGCCCAAGAACAUAAAGCUCGUCAAAUGGCUGCCCCAGAAUGACCUUCUAGCUCACCCUAAGGCUCGUGCCUUUAUUACCCAUGGAGGCUCCCAUGGCAUUUACGAGGGCAUAUGCAACGCAGUGCCAAUGGUACUGAUGCCUUUAUUUGGAGACCAGAUGGACAACGCCAAGCGAAUAGAGUCACGGGGAGCAGGACUGACACUGAAUAUACUUGAAAUGACUACACAGGACAUAUCCACUGCCCUGAAAGCAGUUAUUAAUGACAAAAAGUACAAAGAGAACAUCAAGCGCCUCUCAGACCUUCACCUCGACAGGCCCAUCCACCCCAUGGACCUGGCUGUGCACUGGGUAGAGUUUGUAAUGAGACACAAAGGAGCCCCGCACCUCCGACCUGCUGCUCAUGACCUGAACUGGAUCCAGUACCACUCUCUGGACGUCAUCGCCUUCCUCAUGGCCGUGGUCCUCCUCUUCCUCUUCAUUUCUCUGAAGUGCUGCCUGUUCUGCUGCCGCAGGUGCUGCUGUAAGAAGGGAAGGACAAGAAAGCCAACCAAAUCCAAGUCCCACUGACAGGUGAAACCAAUGGUAGGAGAUAAACUUCUGCUCCAGACCAGAUGAUCAGAGACCAUCCCAAAUUUCACUGAUUGCUGACUUUCAGUCAAGAAAUAAUAGUUCCUUUAAACCAGCACCAUGGGAGGAGUUGUUUCACUGAUAUAAUUGUUGCCUUUAAUUAAGAAUUGGUUGUUAAAAUUACUUUGUAUAGGAGUGUUUCAGUCACCUGGGAAGAUACCAGUGUUAAGCUCCUGGCUUCCACAU